AGAGAGAGAGAGAGAGAGAGAGAGAGAGAGAGAGAGAGAGAGAGAAUGUGUCCUUUGAGGGUGAUUCUGAUAUUCUUAUCCGCCACUCUUGCCGGCUUCUUCCUCCUCAGAAACAUUAGAUCUCAGCCUUCACAAUUGGACAAUCAUGAUGAUGAUGAUGAUUCUUCAACACAAAAUUCACACUCUUCUAACUCUUCUUCUUCCAAGAUUGGAAGCGCUAUAAAUUCAGGGUUCUGGACUUUGGUUGACAUGGCUAGUGGUCGUUACCUUUGGAGGCACAGGCACUUGGUCUCUUCAACUCAAUCCUCCUGAUGCCUCUUAUGUUCUUCACCUUCAUUUGGAUUUAAAUGGCUUGGCGGUGAAAAUGUAAAAAGGGAAUGCAAUGUGAUCAAGAAAAGAGGAGGUUGUUUAUAUCAACUUUACUCUCAUCAUGAUUGCAUCACUUUUAUCUACUCUUUAGCUAAUAUAUCAUGUAAAACUUGCAAAUGUUCCUAAUCAUAUCACCAUUCCUUACAAGUAGAAAAGUUGCUACAACUAUUUUUGUUAUAACACACUUCAAGAAAAACCUAGAAUACAGUUUAGCAGUUAUCUCUUACGUUUUCCAUUUGAACAUAAGUCCGCGUUCAAGUAGCAUUAAAUCAGA
Arachis duranensis is the source of this 643-nucleotide messenger RNA. RefSeq lists its product as uncharacterized. The coding region runs from base 46 to 312 and encodes 88 amino acids. The transcript is spliced from 3 exons. NCBI's taxonomy places the organism in Eukaryota, Viridiplantae, Streptophyta, Magnoliopsida, Fabales, Fabaceae. The record is from RefSeq and is a predicted model, not a curated record.